AUGGUUCAGGACUGGACCCGGGAUUCAUUCCCUCGUCACCAGACUUUCCAGCCUCAGUACUAUCCGGCCGAUGCAGCUUCCUCGCGGCACCAAUCCUUCUCCUCCGAGAGAUACGCUUCCGAUGUUGGCCAGCGGCAUCACUCUUUCCCCCAAGAGCGCGUUGGCGUUGACACCGACAAUGCUCGUUUUCAAGAGGGCAAUGACUCGCGCCGCCCACCACUGAUGCAAAUUGACGAGGCGUUGAGAACACACUGCGGCAUUGUGGCCAAGAAUUAUUUUGUUGCUGCCGUUACCGACGAUGGCACAUCCAUGACCUUCUUCAGCCCCAGCCCGGGACGCGGCAUGACGGACAACACCAUCCGCCAAUUCUUCGAUGCCAACAGAUAUCGCCAGGUCAUGUCCCGCAUUGAUGCAGGUGCGGAUCCCAUGCUGGACGACUACAACCUUGAAGAUGGGCUCUACAACCGCCCUGCAGCUUUCGGUCGUAGCCGGGUGGUAGACCGUCGCCGCAACUCUGGAUUCGGUGAAUGGAAUGGCAGCCCCAUUCGCCAAGGUCGCAAGCGCGCAAGGGGACCCCGAGCCGUCAACGAUGAAGAUGACGUGCCCAUGACCAUCUCGUCCCGCAGGGGCAUCAGGAUUGGCGACUCCGCUGCCGUCUGGAAUUUCUACGAGCAGCGCUUUAAGAAUUGUCAACAGACGGCCUGCAAGCUCAUCGCCAAGGCCUGGGUCAAAGCUGUAGAGCCCAAGAAGCAGUCGACGCAUCCCUACACCGGCAGCGACGAGAAGGCGCCUGCCUGGUGGCCGAAGCCAUGGGGGCCUACCAAGGAUGACAAGGUGCGGCACAAGGAGCCCGAUCAUCUGUACAAGCGAGAGCGUGUACAUCUUCUCGCUCACAUACUGAGGCUCGUUGUUGAGCCCAACGCUAAGCAGCACCCUGAUAUUCAGAAGCUUGGCCUGAACGUCAAGAAGCUUGAGGAGACAACUGUCGAGGCUCUCUCAUCUUUCUUCAUGGAUAAUGAUGCAAACGCCAAGAAGAGGCCGUACUUGAACGAGAUCUUCAAGGUGGCUCGGCAGGAGGAGCGAUACAAGAACGGCGAAAUCGACGGGUCGACCGAGGUUUAUGUCAUGGCAGAAGACAAGAUGCCGGAGAGCUACGCUUCUGACAAUGAAGACGCCCCCUUCAUCAAGGACGAAGACGACCACGAUGGCAGAUCCAAGCCCCUGGCUGCCCAAUGCCUUCCUCACCCCACAUCAUCCGAACCCAGCUCGGCUACCAGCAUUCGGCCGCCCACCUUCCUGAACAAUGCCUACGCGCCGUCCAUGAUGGCAGAGAUCCCCCCGCAACAGCACACCUUUGUCGAAGGCGGCACAAUGUCGGUCCACAGCGGGCAGCCUGUGGCCACUACAGCUGCCGCCAACAUGGCCCUCGAAAUGGUGCCCAGCUCUCACGAUGCCAGCCGACGGCCAUCUGUAUUUAGCGAAUACGCCAGUCCCGGGGGAAACCUGUACAGCCAACAGUGGCCGCAGGGAUCAACGACCACGAAUGCGCCAACCAUGUACCCCUACGCGCAGCAGCAGACACCGACACAGCCUGCUCCAUUUGUUGCCUCUGGGGUUUCCAUCACCCCCAACCAGUCCUUUAUCGCCAAUUCUUUCGAGGCACCUCACCGCAGCGAAUUCGAUCAGAACGGGAACCCGAUAUUUCGAUCGGGAGACCUGCCUCAAGCACCCGCCGUCAACCAGCAGCAAGGUUAUGGCUAUGCAAUGCCGAGCGACGCGCGGGGGAUGAGGGUCAUGGCUCAGGUUGUGGACACUGCUGGGCACCGCCCGCCUCUUCAAUAG
Trichoderma reesei QM6a is the source of this 1842-nucleotide messenger RNA. RefSeq lists its product as uncharacterized. The coding region runs from base 1 to 1842 and encodes 613 amino acids. NCBI's taxonomy places the organism in Eukaryota, Fungi, Ascomycota, Sordariomycetes, Hypocreales, Hypocreaceae. The transcript has 5 exons. The record is from RefSeq and is a predicted model, not a curated record.